Molecule: messenger RNA, 3065 nt
Organism: Acanthochromis polyacanthus (spiny chromis)
Lineage: Eukaryota; Metazoa; Chordata; Actinopteri; Pomacentridae
Product: GATA zinc finger domain-containing protein 14-like
Exons: 2
Coding region: 1416-2717 (433 amino acids)
Source: RefSeq, a predicted model, not a curated record
GGAAGCUCAGAUGCACAUCCAGGUUUCAGGUGGUGGAGAUGGAGAGUCAAAGCCUGUUUUAGUUCCAACAGGUGGAGGUGGGAGUGAGCAUCUAGUGGGUGGAUGGAAAAGCAGAGAAAUGCAAGGAGGGAAGCAGGAAAUAGCUUCCAGUAGGUCGUCUGACCACUUCCAUUACCUCCAGUUCAGAGCAGCGCUGUUAAACUGUAUUCUAGUGAAACACACACCAGGAAAUACUGGUGGAGGAGCUCGACAAAUAUGGAGCAAUCAAAGGAAAUAAAUGCACACAAUAAUUCAUUACAGGACAUCCUCAGUUUUACUGCGUCAUCGACCUACAGCGUUUCAUCAGAACUUAUGUGGAACUAGCUGAUGAGUGGAGCAGAUGAAUAUGUCGUCGCGUUUUCGCUAUCAGACACUUUGUUUCCAUUCUCUGGUUGUUCUCCACCUUGGAUUGUGCUACAUUCACUAACCUUUUACCUUCAUUAUGGAUCCCAGCGUAAGUCAGGCUCUUCUGAUGGCAGUGUAACGACAAAAACAAGACAUAAAACAACAAAAACGAGACACAAAACGAAGAGACACAAAACGAUAAAAACAAGAGAAAACGAUAAAAACAAGACAAAAUGAUAAAAUGAGACAAAACGAUAAAAACAAGAGAAAACAAUAAAACGAAACACAAAACGACAACAAUGAGACACAAAAUGAUAAAAACAAGACAAAACGAUAAAAACAAGACAAAAUGAUAAAAUGAGACAAAACGAUAAAAACAAGAGAAAACGAUAAAACGAGACAAAACGAUAAAAACAAGACAAAAUGAUAAAAUGAGACAAAACGAUAAAAACAAGAGAAAACAAUAAAAUGAAACACAAAACGACAACAAUGAGACACAAAAUGAUAAAAACAAGACAAAACGAUAAAACGAGACAAAACGAUAAAACGAGACACAAAACUACAACAAUGAGACACAAAACGAUAAAAACAAGACAAAACGAUAAAGCGAAGACACAAAACGACAACAGCGAGACACAAAAUGACAACGAGACACAAAAUGACAACAACGAGACACAAAAUGACAACGAGACACAAAAUGACAACAACGAGACACAAAAUGACAACAAUGAGACACAAAAUGACAACAAUGAGACACAAAAUGACAACAAUGAGACACAAAAUGACAACAAUGAGACACAAAAUGACAACAAUGAGACACAAAAUGACAACAGCGAGACACAAAAUGACAACAGCGAGACACAAAAUGACAACAGCGAGACACAAAAUGACAACAAUGAGACACAAAAGGACAACAAUGAGACACAAAACGACAACAAUGAGACACAAAAGGACAACAAUGAGACACAAAACGACAACAAUGAGACACAAAAGGACAACAACGAGACACAAAACGACAACAACGAGACAAAAUGACAACGAGACAAAAUGACAACGAGGCACAAAAUGACGAGACACAAAAGGACAACAAUGAGACACAAAAGGACAACAAUGAGACACAAAAGGACAACAAUGAGACACAAAAGGACAACAACGAGACACAAAACGACAACGAGACACAAAAGGACAACAACGAGACACAAAAUGACAACAACGAGACACAAAAUGACAACGAGACACAAAAUGACAACAACGAGACACAAAAUGACAACAAUGAGACACAAAAUGACAACAACGAGACACAAAACGACAACGAGACACAAAAGGACAACAACGAGACACAAAAUGACAACAACGAGACACAAAAUGACAACGAGACACAAAAUGACAACAACGAGACACAAAAUGACAACAAUGAGACACAAAAUGACAACAACGAGACACAAAAUGACAACAAUGAGACUCAAAAGGACAACAAUGAGACUCAAAAGGACAACAACGAGACACAAAAGGACAACAAUGAGACUCAAAAUGACAACGAGACACAAAAGGACAACAACGAGACACAAAAUGACAACAAUGAGACUCAAAAUGACAACGAGACACAAAAGGACAACAACGAGACACAAAAGGACAACAACGAGACACAAAAUGACAACAAUGAGACACAAAAGGACAACAACGAGACACAAAAGGACAACAACGAGACACAAAAGGACAACAACGAGACACAAAAUGACAACAACGAGACACAAAAUGACAACAACGAGACACAAAAUGACAACAACGAGACACAAAAUGACAACAACGAGACACAAAACGACAACAACGAGACACAAAACGACAACAACGAGACACAAAAUGACAACAACGAGACACAAAAUGACAACAACGAGACACAAAAGGACAACAACGAGACACAAAAGGACAACAACGAGACACAAAAGGACAACAACGAGACACAAAAGGACAACAACGAGACACAAAAGGACAACAACGAGACACAAAAGGACAACAACGAGACACAAAAGGACAACAACGAGACACAAAAGGACAACAACGAGACACAAAAGGACAACGAGGCGCAAAAUGACAACGAGGCGCAAAAUGACAACAACGAGACGCAAAAUGACAACAACGAGACACAAAAUGACAACAACGAGACACAAAAUGACAACAACGAGACACAAAAGGACAACAACGAGACACAAAAGGACAACAACGAGACACAAAAGGACAACAACGAGACACAAAACGACAACGAGACACAAAACGACAACAACGAGACACAAAAUGACAACAACGAGACACAAAAUGACGAGACACAAAAAUGAGAAACUGAUAAAAACGAGAAAAAAACGACAAGACACAAAACAAAAAAAACGAUAAAAACGAGAGACAAACCGACAACGAGAGACAAAAAGGAGGUGAGCUAACUAAACAUGGCACGUUCACUGACAUUAGGUAAAUCUGGAACUGAACAAUAAACUCUGAAACCUCAACAUCAGUCCGUUACAACAUUCUGUUAUCUUCUAGUAAAAUGAUUCAUAUAUAAAUGAAAGUCGUUGGUAUUCAGGACUUUAUGAAGAACUGAUGGAUAUCGUGAUGCACAGAACGGAUUUGUUUAUGUUUUCACCAGAGGUCCGACUUGCAGAAAAUCAACUUGCGUAGAUCUGUAGGAA